GGACCAAAAGCAAGAUGCCGAUGGCGUGCGGCGGCACUACCCGGAAGUUGGGUCGGCUCCCGCUCCUCCUCCUCCUGGCGCCGAGCGCGCGAGUGAGAUCAUCCCCGCGCACCUACGCCGCGGCUGCACCUGCGGGCGACGCGGUGGCCGGGGGCGGGCCGCGCGGGCAGCCUGGGGCAGUAGGUGGGGCGGCGGGAGGAGCCGCAGCAGCCCGGGGGGUCCGCAGCCCGAGCCCCGCCUGCGGCGGCUGCAGUGCCUCGCCUUCCCCCUCCCCCGCGGAGGCCCGAGCCGAGGGAUGCGCGAGGCGGCCUGGGGCGUGGGGCCCGCGGGUGUGCGCCCCGGCUCGCUUCUGCACCCCUCCUCCGCCCCACCCCCUGGCCCCCUGGACGAGCGAUCCGGGGGUGGAAAGCCGGCGUUGGGGCUGCGGCGUCCCUGGCGACCGCACUUGGAGCGCUGCCGCGGGCCGCCCUUCGCGAGCCACCAAGGGACAGCGGGGCGUGGUGGGCAGUAAACUGCGAGGUUUUAACCCAGUUCUCAGGUGCCCUCAGGGGCAAGCUCAGUGCACACGUUUUGCGCCUUGGAGAGCCGGCAGGGACUGAAACGGGCCGGCCCGAAUGUCCAGAAGAGGCAAAAACCAUUGAGAGAGAAAGCUGAACAGUGGUUAUUGAAGACUGGGCGACAUUGGGGAAAAUAGGAAGUGGCUGCUUAAAAGGAAAAAUGCAGGAAGAGGAGUCGCUGCAGAAGCUUGAAGACGCUUCUGGAGGGGAGUAGAAAACCCAAGAAGGGCAUGUGCAGAAGCCAAGGGGAGAGCCACAGGAAGGCAGGAGUUGCCAGCAGUGUCCACAGUACAGAGACCUGAAGUAGAAACUCUGAACAGGACUCACAGCGUGUAGCAACCAGAAGGUACUGUGACUCUUCCUAAGUCAGCCCAGCACAGCGGUGGACCCAACCCUGGAUUUCGGAGGGCUGAAGAAUGAAUGCGAUGUGAGGAAAUGGGAAACGGGGUACAGCCCACUCUCAAGUGGUUGAGCCCUGAAGGGCAAGCGAAAAGGGUCGUAACUAAAACCCUCUGGGACUGGGGCAUCUGGGUGGCCCAGU
Messenger RNA from Zalophus californianus (California sea lion), 1098 nucleotides. Its product is annotated as translation initiation factor IF-2-like. The record is from RefSeq and is a predicted model, not a curated record. The transcript has 3 exons. The coding region runs from base 15 to 599 and encodes 194 amino acids. Lineage: Eukaryota; Metazoa; Chordata; Mammalia; Carnivora; Otariidae.